This is a messenger RNA of Piliocolobus tephrosceles (Ugandan red Colobus), 2679 nucleotides long. It is a transcript of the gene ME3, whose product is annotated as malic enzyme 3. The record is from RefSeq and is a predicted model, not a curated record. The transcript is spliced from 16 exons. Gene Ontology annotation, molecular function: NAD binding; malate dehydrogenase (decarboxylating) (NADP+) activity. Gene Ontology annotation, cellular component: mitochondrion. Gene Ontology annotation, biological process: pyruvate metabolic process; malate metabolic process. Bases 291 to 2105 code for a protein of 604 amino acids. Lineage: Eukaryota; Metazoa; Chordata; Mammalia; Primates; Cercopithecidae.
GCAUUUAGUCUUGCCAAGAUGGAGAGUCUCAGGCGGGCCUUCUGAGCUGCUGCUUGUCACUGGGGACAACCACGUGCACGCAGUGCUGAGGCGCCCCACGCGCGUCCUCAGGGGGAAGCCAGGCACUGAGAACAAAGGUUGUAGGACCGCUCUUUCAGGAACGCACCAGCUCCGCGAGCUCCCGGCAGCCAGCGCGGUCCACCCAUUGGCGGGAGAGGAUUCACCGCCUGCUCCGCAGCGGGACCGCGUAGACCUCAGCUCCCAGAGCAGCGCAGGUCUGCACAAGGACUAUGGGCGCCGCGCUGGGGACAGGCACGCGGCUGGCUCCCUGGCCGGGCCGGGCCUGCGGCGCCCUCCCGCGCUGGGCACCCUCCACGCCUGCCCAAGGCUGCCACUCCAAGCCCGGCCCGGCGCGCCCUGUGCCCCUGAAGAAGCGCGGAUACGAUGUCACCAGGAACCCUCAUCUCAACAAGGGGAUGGCCUUUACCCUUGAAGAAAGACUGCAACUUGGAAUCCACGGCUUAAUCCCACCCUGCUUUCUGAGUCAGGAUGUCCAGCUCCUCCGAAUCAUGAGAUAUUAUGAGCGGCAGCAGAGUGACCUGGACAAGUACAUCAUUCUCAUGACACUCCAAGACCGGAACGAGAAGCUCUUCUACCGAGUGCUGACUUCGGAUGUGGAGAAGUUCAUGCCUAUCGUGUACACACCCACCGUGGGGCUGGCCUGUCAGCACUAUGGCCUCACCUUCCGCAGGCCCCGUGGACUGUUCAUCACCAUUCAUGACAAGGGCCAUCUUGCAACAAUGCUGAACUCUUGGCCAGAAGACAAUAUUAAGGCCGUGGUGGUGACUGAUGGGGAGCGCAUCCUGGGCCUGGGAGACCUGGGCUGCUACGGUAUGGGCAUCCCUGUGGGCAAGCUGGCCCUGUACACAGCGUGCGGAGGAGUGAACCCACAGCAGUGCCUCCCUGUGCUGCUGGAUGUCGGCACCAACAAUGAGGAGCUGCUCAGAGACCCUCUGUACAUCGGCCUGAAACACCAGCGUGUGCGCGGGAAGGCGUACGAUGACUUGCUGGACGAGUUCAUGCAGGCUGUGACAGACAAGUUUGGAAUAAAUUGCCUCAUCCAAUUUGAAGACUUUGCCAAUGCCAAUGCCUUCCGCCUGCUCAACAAAUACCGCAACAAGUACUGCAUGUUCAAUGAUGAUAUCCAAGGCACAGCCUCCGUUGCUGUGGCAGGGAUCCUGGCUGCUCUGCGAAUCACCAAGAACAAGCUUUCCAAUCACGUGUUUGUUUUCCAAGGUGCAGGCGAGGCAGCUAUGGGCAUUGCUCACCUCCUCGUCAUGGCCCUAGAGAAAGAAGGUGUACCGAAGGCAGAGGCCACAAGAAAGAUCUGGAUGGUGGACUCUAAAGGGCUCAUUGUCAAGGGGAGGAGCCACCUGAACCAUGAAAAGGAGAUGUUUGCCCAAGACCAUCCUGAAGUGAACUCCCUGGAGGAGGUGGUGAGGCUGGUGAAGCCCACAGCCAUCAUAGGUGUUGCUGCCAUCGCAGGAGCCUUCACGGAGCAGAUUCUGAGGGACAUGGCCUCCUUCCACGAGCGCCCUAUCAUCUUUGCCCUGAGCAACCCCACCAGCAAGGCCGAGUGCACGGCUGAGAAGUGCUACCGGGUCACCGAGGGCCGGGGGAUUUUUGCCAGUGGAAGUCCUUUUAAGAGUGUGACUCUGGAAGAUGGCAAGACCUUCAUUCCUGGGCAGGGAAACAAUGCUUACGUGUUCCCUGGGGUGGCACUGGGAGUCAUCGCCGGCGGGAUCCGGCACAUCCCAGAUGAGAUCUUCCUCCUGACAGCAGAGCAAAUUGCCCAGGAAGUCUCUGAGCAGCAUCUGUCCCAGGGGAGACUGUACCCACCACUGAGCACCAUCCGAGAUGUGUCUUUGAGAAUUGCCAUCAAAGUUCUCGACUACGCGUACAAACACAACCUGGCUUCCUACUAUCCAGAGCCUAAGGACAAGGAGGCUUUUGUGAGAUCCCUGGUCUACACUCCAGACUAUGACUCCUUUACACUGGACAGCUAUACUUGGCCCAAGGAAGCCAUGAAUGUUCAGACGGUCUGAUGCAGUCUCAGAGCCUGGUGUGGUUCCCUGAGAAGACACCCCAGUAAUCCUUUGGAUGCCAAUCUCAGAUUCAGUGUCUGUUUCCUGGGGAACCCAACUUACAACAGGUAGAGGAAACUGGCCAAAGUUCUUAAUUUUCCAAUUUGUUGCACCAGCCCCACGUGACCACCAAAAGCUUUUCUGGGUUUCCCUUUCCCUCAGGACAGACCCUCUUCAUGGACCAAGCUUGAUCCUUAUUAGUUCAUGUCCAGAAUCAGAAAAUGUCCCUAGAAAAUAAAAUGGUCACUUACCUCAGGAGGCCUCCUCCCUCUCUGGAAUUCCCAUUCACCUAGUCCUUAUUGCUUUCAUAGCUCUCACAUAUCUUUAAAUAUGAUCUUUAUAAUUUUUCCAUCUUUUUCUAGUUGUUGCAGGAAAAGUUUUAAGCUGCCAUGACCUACUACAUCCUAUUUAGAAGUGGAAGUCUCUAGAGAGAUUUUCAAAAUUAUGGAUGUGUGGAUAUUAACUUCUUUCCUAAUUUAAUUGAAUUGUGGUGAUAAAAGGUGUUCUGUAUUUUUCAAAUAGCUUAAAAUGUGCC